CAUAACCUCAAAGUUUGUUGUGUGGUUCGCACGUGUAUACGAACUAAAUACUUUAAACUUAUGUUGAUAAUUUUUGUUUUAAAUUAUUACUAAGUACUUUAUUAGAAAUGGAGUACACUAUAGGAAGUCUUGCUGACUUAAUAUCUGGUAAAAAUACACCAAACAAACCUAAGGUAGUAAAAGUUGAAGUUAAACAAGAAAUUAAAUCUGAAGAAGAGGAUGCACCAAAAUCAAUAAAGAAGGAAAAGAAAAAGCUCAAACCGUCAGUUAGUGUUUUGAAACAGGAGGUAGUCUCGUCUAGUGAUCCUGUUAAAAAGAACCAGAAAAAGAAAAAAAGGAAGAUAUCAAAUAGUCAAGAUGAUGACAAUAUUCCCGAAAAACUAGUUGUAAAGAAGAAAAAGCGUAAAUCUUCUACUAGUCAGGACGAAGAACAAAUUACAGAAGGUUCAUCAAUUAAAAAACAAAAACAUAAGAAACGGAAAACAUCUUUAAGUACAGUUAGUAUAGAAGAUACAGAAUCACUAGUAGAGAAGACGAGUAGUAAAACACGUAAAAAUAAGUCCAAUUUAAAUGGAAGCAGUUUAGCUGAUAGUGAUGAUGAGGAGAAUCUUGAUGAAAAAGUAAGUAGUGAACAGAAUGGUCAAGAAAAAGAAACUGCAAAAAAGAAAGUAAAAGUAGAACAUGAUCCGGAGGAACAAGAGAGGACAAUAUUUGUAGGUAAUGUUCCAAUCAAGAUUAAAAAGAAAAAGAUAAAACAAUUUUUCAAAAAGUACGGAACAAUUGAAACUUUGAGGAUUAGAGGAAUUCCUGUGGCUGAUCCAAAGAUACCUAAAAAGGUGGCUGCAAUUAAAAAUGAAUUUCAUCCUGAUAGAAAUAGUGUUUACUGUUAUAUAAGAUUUACUACUAAGGAAGAAGCUCAAAAAGCAUUACAAGCAAAUGGUAGUGUAUUUGAAGAACAUCAUCUAAGAGUACAUAAUUGUUCUACCACAGAAAAACCUGAUGAAUCUAAAGCAAUAUUCAUAGGAAACUUAAGUUUUAAUGCUGAAGAAGAACAAUUGUGGAAGUUGUUUGAACCUUGCGGUCCGAUAUCUUCAGUAAGAAUUAUAAGAGACUCCUAUACAGGUAUGGGCAAGGGCUUUGCCUAUGUCAACUUUCAAGAUUCUGAUGCAGUACAAUUAGCACUUGAAAUGGAAAAUGUAAAGCUUGGUGAUAGAGAACUGAGAAUUAAAUUGUCCAGUGUAAACACUGCUAAGAAAAACAAAAAGAAGGACAAUAAACGGAAUGCAACAAGACGCAAGAUGGGAAAAGAAAGAAAAAGUGGACAGGCACAAGAUACCGAAGCUGAUGGUAAAACUUUCAAGAAAGACAAAAGACGCAUGGUAUUUAAUAACAAGGGUUUUCAAGGUUCCAAGGUUAAUAAAGAUAAAAAGAAAUUCAAAGUGGAUAAAGGAGCUCUGGAUAAAAAAAGAAAAGUGAAGAAAGUAGCUCCGCUUUAGUUAGAUUAUUUAACAAAAGAAAAAUUAUUUUUACAAAUAAUUGUUGUAUUGUUAUUAUUUUGAAAAUAAUAAUUGUAAGAAAAAAUACAAUUAUAUAGUGUA
Messenger RNA from Diabrotica virgifera virgifera (western corn rootworm), 1598 nucleotides. RefSeq names its product RNA-binding protein 34. The record is from RefSeq and is a predicted model, not a curated record. The coding region runs from base 108 to 1496 and encodes 462 amino acids. The transcript has 5 exons. Lineage: Eukaryota; Metazoa; Arthropoda; Insecta; Coleoptera; Chrysomelidae. Gene Ontology annotation, molecular function: RNA binding.